CCUCAGGAACCGCCGCCAUUUUGAAGCCGCCGCCGCCGCUGCCGGUUCUGUCACCGCUGCGCUCCCCCCACCGAGAUGCGUCCCGGCAUCAAACUCUUCGUGGGGAACGUCCCCGAGGAGGCGACGGCGGAGGAGUUGAGCGAGCUGUUCGCCGGCGCCGCGGGGCCGGUGCUGGGCGUCGCCCUCAUGAAACAGUUCGCGUUCGUGCACCUGCGGGACGAGGCGGCGGCGGCGCGCGCCAUCUCGCAGCUCAACGGGCACCAGCUGCACGGCCGCCGCAUCGUGGUGGAGCCAUCCCGGCCGCGCCCCACCAACACCUGCAAGAUCUUCGUGGGGAAUGUCUCGGCCGCGUGCACGAGCGGGGAGCUGCGCUCGCUCUUCCAACAGUACGGCCCCGUGGUGGAAUGCGACGUGGUGAAAGACUAUGCCUUUGUGCACAUGGAGAACGAAGCCGAUGCUAAAGUUGCCAUCGAAAACCUAAAUGGGAAGGAGGUGAAGGGGCGCCGGGUGAACGUGGAGCUCUCCACCAACGUGCAGAAGAAGGGCACGGGCCAGGCGCCGCCGCCUGCCCUCGGCGUCGACAAGACCAAGCGCAUCGGCCUCGAGUACCGCGAGAAGUUCCAGCCCAAGAUCGAGGGCUUCGACCAGCAGCGGCGGGUGGCUGACGCCGCCUUCCCCUCGGCCGCAGGCACCGGCUACGCCACCACCCCCUCUCUGUACGAUUACCAGCAGCGCUUCGGCGCCAAGUACGACGCCUUCGAUGCGCAGCCCCGGCCUGCCUCCCCCUCCUACUUUGGCAGGGACCGCAGCCCGCUGCGGCGGUCGCCCACCCGUCCUGGCUACGCCGCGGUGACACUCCCCAUGACGGCACAGCCGGCCGCCUACCGCGCCCAGCCCUCGGCCUCGCUGGGGGCCACGUACCGAGCCCAGCCCUCGGCCUCCCUGGGCGUGGCGUACCGCCCACAGCCCACCACGGGCCAGGCCGCCGCGUACCGCGUGCAGCCCUCGGCCUCGCUGGGCAGCGCCUACCGCUCCCAGCCCUCGGUCGGCUCCCUGGGCGCUGCGGGCGCUCAGCCCGCUGCCGCCAACUCCCUCGGCUCCUACGGCGCCCAGCCUGCCGCUGCCGCCUCAUAUGGCGCCCAGCCUGCCGCCGCCAACUCCCUCAGCUCCUACAGCAUCCAGUCCGCCGCCCUGGCCUCCUCCUACAGUGCCCAGCCUGCCUCGGGCUACUCGGCCGGCUACAGCGCCCAGCCCGCCAUCGCUGCGUACGGCGCCCAGCCCGCUGCCGGCUCCGCCAGCUCCUACAGCACCCAGGCCGUGGCCGUGCACGUGGCGUCCUACGGCGCCCAGCUGGCCACAGGCUCCUACGGCGCCCAGCCCAUGGAUAGCCACGCUGGCUCCUACGGUGCCCAGCCUGGUGCCACGCUGUCCACUGGCUACGGCGCCCAGGCCGUGGCAGUGCACGCCAGCUCUUACAGCGCCCAGGCUGUGGCCGGCCACGCCGCCGCUGCCUACCAGCCAGUGGCCGGCCACUCAGCCUCCUACGGUGCCCAGCCCGCGCUGUCCAGCUCGUACGGCGCCCAGCCCACCGUGGGCCACUCGGCCUCGUACGGCGCCCAGCCUGCCGCAGGUCUGCCUGCGUCCUACGGCAGCCAGCCCGCGGCCGCCGCGCUCCCCGCCGGCUACGGCGCGCAGACGGGCUCCUCGCUGGCCGCGUCCUACGGCAGCCAGGCCGCCGUCGCCGCCACCUCCUACAAGGUGCAGGCCUCCGCCCCGCUGACGGCCGCGUACCGGGCCCAGGCCUCCGGUGCCAUGGCGGCCUCCUACCCGGCGCAGCAGCCGUCCUCCGCCGCGCUGGCAGCCGCGUACCGAGCCCAGCCGGGCAGCGCCUACGACGGGCCGAGCCAGCUGGGGCAGCCAGCGGGUUCCUACCUGGGCCUGGCGCAGGCCACAGCCGCCGCACCGCCCUACGAGCGCACCCGCCUCUCCCCGCCUCGCAGCGCCGCCUACGACGACCCGUACAAAAAAUCGUCCUCUCUGGCUAAAAGGUACGGCUCUGAGCGCCGUAUGUCCGAGCUGGCCGAUUACCGGCGCUUAGCGGACUCGCCGCUGGUGUACCGCCGCUCGCCCGCCAAGUCCCCGCUGGACUACCGCCGCAUGCCGGACGCGCACAGCGAGUACGCCCGCUACUCGGGCGGCUACAGCGACUAUCUGCCCGCUGCCCGCAUCCACUCGGGCUACCAGCGCCGCCUCUGAGCCGGCCUCGGCCCCGCUCGCCGCCCCACUGGGGCACGGACGGUUCUUUUUCAGCCCAUUCUUUCUGGUUUUGCUGUUUUGACUUUUUUAGAAGGUUCCGCGCUUACGGUUGGCAGUGGCCGCGUGGUUCAUCCCUCGCCGGCGCUCGGUGCCGGUUCAUAACCCGCCAACGGUUGUGGCCGUGUGGCUCAGACUCUUUUAUACCAUGAGUUGUCCCGUUUUUUGGGCAAAUUCCCCAUUUCCAGUGUCAGGCCCGGCAUGGUGCCGGGUUUUUUUUAUGACUGUAAAUAAAUGUUGGGGUCUGCUCUGGUUCCCAACGCCUCCUGCCUGGUUCUUUCCCAGUCCUGGGAUCCUCUCCCCCCACUGGGGACACCUCCGGGUGCCACCAGCGCCACCCAGCUCAGACUGGAGCCGCUCCCAGUGCUGGAGCUGGAGGCAGAUUUGGAGGAUGAGCAGCGUUCGGAGCCGGCAGCAGGAAGUGCCAGACUCAGCCCUGCUGCGACACCACCACAUGGGAUCGCUGGCACCAGCCUGCGCCAGGGCCUUGUUUUGGGUGAGAAAAGCUGGUUUUGAGGGGUGGUGCCGAGUGUGAGCGAGAGCUGACGUGGCAUGUGGUGUGCCAGGUGUACCACCGUCACAACCGUGACUAUUCCUGCAGGCACCUUCUGUCCCCAUCUCUCCCCCAGCACCGGUCACAGCCCAGUCCCGGCUGUGCCACAGGAGGGAUGGCCAAGGCUCGUUAACCACCGCGGUAAUUAGCAAGGCAGGACGGUCUGAUGCUUCUCCCUUCCUUCCCAGGGUGGCCACAUGCCCAGAGUCCCCAGGUGUGGCGAUGGCAGCGCCCACAGGUGACCACGGCACCGAUCGGCGCUGGUGAGGCAGAACCGGCAACAUCAGCAAAGGCAUGUCCUGGGCUUAAUGACCUUAAUUAAUGAACAAGGUGAGGCAGGAGAGCAUCUGGGGACAAACGAGCCAGUUUGGGGACAAACAAGGCAGUCUGGGGACUAAUUAGCCCGGGGCAGGUUAAGUGGUGGCUCCUGUCGCCCAUGAGGAGGAGGAAGAGCUGGGGGCUGGUUAAAGCCCCUGUGUUACCCCUGGGUGCCCCUUUGGGGGGCCCUGGGACUGUUUUGGGGGUGCCCCCAUUUGCAGCAGCCCCUCCCUGGGAGCUCCGGUCUGCGCGGGCCGAGCCAGGCAGGGCACAGGCAGCACCGGGGAGUCCAGAAGGUUCUGUGCCACGUUCUGAGGGGACUUGAGUGCAGAGAAAGAACCGGGGGUGGAGCCAGCGCCGUUUGUUAAAAAUUUUGAGUUUUAUUUUACCGGAAAGUGGGGUCGGGGGACUCUAAAUCACUCGGUGGGUUCCCCCCCCGCCGGCGCGGCGGCCUCCGGUCUGCUACGGCGUUGGGCUAAAAACCUACCACUGGAUUAUCCACCCUCUUAAAAAAUAAAGGAAAAAAAAAAAAAAAAAAAA
Molecule: messenger RNA, 3724 nt
Organism: Pseudopodoces humilis (Tibetan ground-tit)
Lineage: Eukaryota; Metazoa; Chordata; Aves; Passeriformes; Paridae
Source: RefSeq, a predicted model, not a curated record